AUGGCGGCGGGUCCUCAGCAGCUUCUGGAAGUGUGUGGGCAGCGCCUGUCCCGCUUCCUUUGCGAUGCCCAGCACAAGCACCUGGCCUGGCUGCGGGAGGUGGAGGAGCAGGGCAUGAGGAUGCUCAAGAGCAGCUUCAGGGAUGAGCCCAUGCUCUUGCCCAAAACGCCAUCGCAGCGAAGGAAGCUCAGGAAAAGGCAGUCCUCCUGGAUGAGGGAGGAAAACAAGGAGCUAAGCAGGAGGAGGUUAUCCCGAAGGAGGAGUGGUGUUAAGCUGCUGUCUUCCAGCCUGAAUUCCCAGCAGGGCCAGGAGCAGCCCCGGAGCCCUGGCUGUGAGGGGCUGGAUGUAUCUGUGCCCAGCUGUGCUCUGGGAUCUCAGGCUGGCAUCACACCCCAGCUCCCAGCUCUGCCUGAGAAGCAGCCUGUGGAAGCACAAGUUCCCUGUCCCCAGGGUGCUGCUGGGGGUGAUGCAGCCCCUCCAGCAGUUUUGGGGGAGCAGCUGCCUGAGGGAGAUGCAGCAGCCGAGCUCCAGGAGGUCCCUGGGAUCCCAGCUGAACAACCAGGAAGGGAUGGGGAGCAGGACCCCAGGAGAGCCAGCACCUCCACUCCCAAGGCCGCUCGGAAUGGUGAUCCUGCUGCACUCCAAGGAGAUGGAUCUUCUCAAAGCCUUGAGACACUGCUCUUCCAGGACUCCCCCAGUAAAAAUACAACAGAGAAAUCCAGGAUGCACCGCCGGAGUGGGGUGGGUGCCUCCCGCAAGAGCCAUAGGGCUUCCCUGGCAGAAAAGUGCUCCCUGGCCAGCAGGAGGGAGAACAUGAUCCGGAGAUCCAUCGGCAGGGCCAUGGCCAGGAAGGCAGCAGCACGAGAAUCCUCCUCAGCCUCCAGCAGAGUGAGCUGUCAGAGCUCCUUGGAGGCUUUUGUGGAAGAAGAAGGGACCAGCAGCACAAGGCCUGGGCUGGAGCCAAGUUCCCCGAGGGAAGAGGCUCCUGGAGAUGUCCUUGUUCCAAGCACAAGUCCACGAGCUGCUAGCCCUCCUGCACAGCACCUGUCCCCUCUGGAGGAGCAGGCAAGGAAUGCUGCAGGAAGACAUGUAAAUCCCAGCAGUGAACCCCAGAAGAGCCAGGAGCAGCCCCACUGUGCCAAGUCCCUGGAGAAUUCCUCCCGCACGUGGAUGAAAGGCUGCAAGCAAGCCCUGGGUGUCCUCUGGCACGGGCAGCAGACGGGGAGCCGGGUCCUUUCCCCUUUGGAUGAGAAGCAGAAGACCUCAGCAAACCAGGCUCCGUCAUCCCCCUCUCCAGCCAGCAAGGCUGUCAGGCCACUGAAGAACUUCCUGCAGGGACAAGGGGGUGGCAUCAAGGACUUCAUCAGGCGCAACACUCCCACCCGGCCCCCCCUGAAGGGAGACUUUGUUGAGAAGGAGAGGCAGAGACUGGAGAAUCUCCGGAAGAAGCAGGAGGCUGAGGAACAGAGGAAGAAGAAAGUGGAGGAGGAGAAGAGACGGCGUCAGGCAGAAAUGAAGCAGAAACGUGAAGAGCGCCUGAGAAAGGCCCUGCAGGCUCGGGAGCGUGCAGAACAGAUGGAAGAAAAGAAGAAAAAGCGUGUGGAGCAGAAGAUCCUGCAGAGUGAUGAGAAGGUGAGAAUCUCACAGGUGAAGGAAGAGAAGGUGGCAGAGGAGCGGAACAAGAGGAAAGGGUCCAAGAAACACGGGGAAGCAGAUGCACGGAAGCAGAAAGCCCUGAAGGGGGAGGAAAAUGAGCAGCAAGAACCACUGCAGAAAAGAAGAGAGGAUGAAGUGAAAGAAAGAGGGAAGACAGUCUUGGAACUGAAGAAACUUCUGGAGCAGCAGCAGCUGGGACAAGCGAGGGAAAGAGAUCCCAAGCAGCGAGGGAAGGAGAAGCCCCUCCAAGCACAGCAGGAGCCAGCAGCAUUGGCUGGCAAGGCCACCAAGGGGAAAGAAAGUCCUAAAGAGCUGCCCCAUGAGCAUGGGCUGGGAAAAAGAUAUGAGCCACCAGAGUCCUUUUUCCCAGCUCUUAACAUCUGGCUCCAAGCAGAGAGGGAGGCUGACGGUCAGCAGCAGCCGGGAGAGGAGAGAAAACCCAUUCAACCAGCAGCCCCUGGGACAUGGCCGAACAAAGCCGUCAAGGUGAGCUCCCGCCUGCUGUGGCUACUUGGACCCCGCGGCUCGGAGCCACCGCGGCCGCGCUCGGCGCAGGGAAUCCGAUGGGAAAGGGAAAAUCGGCCUGACACAGAAUAUGUGGAAGGGGUUAGGUGUAGAAAAUCCCUCUCCACAUCCUGUCUCGGGUCCCUGAAGGGUGCUCAAGGACCAGGAUCACCCCCGGCCAAUGAGAACAGCUACGGGCUGGAUCUGAACAGCGAUGACUCCACAGAUGAUGAGAGCAACCCUCGGAAGCCUGUCCCUGCCUGGGCCGAUGGGGCGCAGCUCCAGCAGGCCAUCGUGCACCAGUACUACCACCCGGUGGAUGUGGAUGCGCUGUUUGGGGCCAUCCCCAGCCCCAGGCUGGAGCACAUCUUCUACAAGAGCAAACCCCGCUACUUCAAGCGCACCAGCUCGGCCGUGUGGCACUCGCCACCCGGCCCCUCCUGCGGCCCUUCCUGCGCCUUCCUGAGCUGA
Molecule: messenger RNA, 2631 nt
Organism: Sturnus vulgaris (Common starling)
Lineage: Eukaryota; Metazoa; Chordata; Aves; Passeriformes; Sturnidae
Source: RefSeq, a predicted model, not a curated record